Molecule: messenger RNA, 579 nt
Organism: Dibothriocephalus latus
Lineage: Eukaryota; Metazoa; Platyhelminthes; Cestoda; Diphyllobothriidea; Diphyllobothriidae
Source: the annotation of a GenBank genome assembly
CUGCUAACAAGAUGUUUUUUUCUAGGCACCAAUGACACUGCUAUUUUAGCGGCGGCCAUAGCCCUAUUAGUAAUCUGCCUCCUAGGCCUCUUUGGAAUCAUCGCAUAUCUACUAGUAGACCGUUAUCUUCUCAAAGAACCCGUAAUUACGCAAGAGUCGGAUACGACACAUUGUGGAAAUGAUUUACACGCAAAGGGCCUUGCCUUCACUCGGCCACAGACGGCACAUCUUGGAAAUGAUUCAUACGGAGAGGACGAUAUGUGCCCUCCGCUCGCCAAGGAGACUGAACCAUGCGACUACGAAGAUUUGUUGCCACCAGCCGUCCCAUCUAGCGUUUAUCUAACGGCUCUUCCAGUCCGCAACACUUCGGUCGCAGAACCCGGAGUUCCCAAAUUGCUUCCCGAAAAGGACGCCUUUUUGAUGGGGACCAAGAAGCCGACUAAUAUAUCCAAUGUUGAAAAACAGUUGAAACCCACGACCGCUGAAAAUCCAGUAUACGUGGGACCACGCCAAGAUGACUUGGAAAAUAAUUACGAAGACGUCAGCCCAAAUGCGCGGUACGGAAUACGAAACGGCUGA